This is a messenger RNA of Artibeus jamaicensis (Jamaican fruit-eating bat), 6887 nucleotides long. It is a transcript of the gene MADD, whose product is annotated as MAP kinase activating death domain. Gene Ontology annotation, cellular component: cytosol. The transcript has 35 exons. Bases 1389 to 6272 code for a protein of 1627 amino acids. Gene Ontology annotation, molecular function: guanyl-nucleotide exchange factor activity. The record is from RefSeq and is a predicted model, not a curated record. Gene Ontology annotation, biological process: regulation of Rab protein signal transduction; regulation of apoptotic process. NCBI's taxonomy places the organism in Eukaryota, Metazoa, Chordata, Mammalia, Chiroptera, Phyllostomidae.
AGCUUGAUGCCUUUGGAAUAUAGGACUGAGGAACCAGGAGCUCCGUGUUAGUAAAUACGGUUGAGGCAGGAGGCAGAAUCAGAACUCGGGUAGAUGUGAAGACAGAGUGUGAGUUAUAGGUGGUGUUAGAGGAUUUGUGAGUAGGGGAGAGCAUGAGAAGAAAAAAAACUUCAUUAUUUCUGCAAUCUGAAUAACCAGAGGCAGUGCUGUUGAUGAGCUGGGAACUGUGGCUAAAAAUCCAUCCUGCUGCUAGUAGCUAGAACACUCACAAGAUCUCAGGAUCCUUGUGGCUCUGGAGGGAGAUGAGCUGUGUAGAGCAUGAUAAUGACUUGAUUUGGGGGAAGUGAUUCUCAGUGGAGAGGGGCUGGGAUCCCACCGCUGGAGGCCCGAUGCCUACUACAUUAGCAGAAGAUGCUUCAGGUGUGAUCUUUGAGAUUUUGGCAGGAAAGGGUUCCUGAUCUUCAGUGUAAAUAUAAAUUUCAAGGCUUAGCCUUGAGCUUGGACCUAUAAAUUCUCUUUUAUUUUAAGAUACAUCAGGUCCUCAAAUAAUGCUGUUUCAUUCCACAUUGUUUAGUUAUAAUGUUGAUGAGAUGCCCUAGGAAUUUAACUCUUGUUAAUGUCAGUUAACCUGUGGUAAAAUGGGGUUUUGUUAUAUAUCGUUUCACUUAAAGUUGCCAAACCUGGAGGCGUUAAGUGAAGACUUACUAUACUUUGGCUCUCACCCUAGGCAUUGUCCACAUAAUUCUUCAUAGAAUGAAUUAUGCUUUUACCCACUUCCCAUUUCAGUUCUGCUGCUCUCCUCUUCUCAUUCUGGUUGGGAAGAGCUCAGGUCGGCUCUGUAACGGUGCCCCACCUCCUGCAUUAUGCUUUUACCAGAGGAGAGGAUCAGAGGACUUCCUGGGUGGCGGUGAUGCCUACAAAUGAGUCUGCAGCAAGCUGGGGCACUUGGUGUUAGUUGUGUGCAAAGGAGAUAUCUCUGCCAAACUCCAGAAUGAGCACAAAGUGCAAAGAAAGGACAGAUGGGGAGAAGAUAACCUAAUAAGUAGCAGGUGCUGUCAGUGGAAGAGAUGUCUCCAGAUUCAAGGAGAGUGGAUUGUCACGGGCCUGGGCUGACUCUGGAGUAGCAGCUGCUAGCACUGUGAGGUCACCACGCAGGGGAGGGACUGUGGCUCAGCUAUAAAUAGUACUGAGAGCCAGAGUAGCUAUGGAGAUAACACUGAAUCCUGUUACCUGCUGGUCCUCUAUUGGGAGCAAGGGAAAGGAGGAGGCAGUAUUUUGAGGAUUUGAGAGACUUGGAUUUUCAGAUAACCACAGGACCACUCCUGGGCACGCUGACUCCUUGCCUGGAGCCCUGCAGCUUCUCUGAGAUGAACUGAUGCAUUGGAGCCAUGGUGCAGAAGAAGAAGUUUUGUCCUCGGUUACUUGACUAUCUGGUGAUCGUAGGUGCCAGGCACCCGAGCAGUGAUAGCGUGGCCCAGACUCCGGAGCUGCUGCGGCGGUACCCCCUGGAGGACCACACCGAGUUUCCCCUGCCCCCCGACGUCGUGUUUUUCUGCCAGCCAGAGGGCUGUCUGAGCGUGCGGCAGCGGCGCAUGAGCCUGCGCGAUGACACCUCUUUUGUCUUCACCCUCACGGACAAGGACACUGGGGUCACCCGUUAUGGCAUCUGUGUUAACUUCUACCGCUCCUUCCAGAAGCGAAUGCCCAAGGAAAAAGGAGAGGCUGGGGCAGGGUCCCGUGGGAAGGAAGGACCCCGGGCCGCCUGUGCCUCAGAAGAGGUGGGCCCCGAGGGCUCGGAGAGCGGCUCGUCCCUGCAGCCUCCCAGCGCCGACUCCACCCCUGAUGUGAACCAGUCUCCUCGGGGAAAGCACCGGGCCAAGGCGGGGAGCCGUUCCCGCAACAGCACUCUGACGUCCCUCUGUGUGCUCAGCCACUACCCCUUCUUCUCCACCUUCCGGGAGUGUCUGUACACCCUCAAGCGCCUGGUGGACUGCUGUAGCGAGCGGCUGCUGGGCAAGAAACUGGGCAUCCCCCGAGGCAUCCAAAGGGACACCAUGUGGCGCAUCUUCACCGGGUCAUUGCUAGUGGAGGAGAAGUCAAAUGCCCUCCUGCACGACCUUCGAGAGAUCGAGGCCUGGAUCUAUCGACUGCUGCGCUCCCCAGUACCCAUCUCGGGGCAGAAGCGAGUAGACAUCGAGGUCCUGCCCCAGGAGCUCCAGCAAGCGCUGACCUUUGCUCUUCCAGACCCCUCUCGAUUCAGCCUGGUGGAUUUCCCACUGCACCUGCCCUUGGAACUUCUGGGUGUGGACGCCUGCCUUCAGGUGCUCACCUGCAUCCUGUUAGAGCACAAGGUGGUGCUGCAGUCCCGGGACUACAACGCCCUCUCCAUGUCCGUGAUGGCGUUUGUGGCCAUGGUCUACCCCCUGGAGUAUAUGUUUCCUGUUAUCCCCCUGCUGCCCACCUGCAUGGCGUCGGCAGAGCAGCUGCUGUUGGCUCCGACGCCGUACAUCAUCGGGGUCCCCGCCAGCUUCUUCCUCUAUAAACUGGACUUCAAAAUGCCUGACGACGUGUGGCUGGUGGAUCUGGACAGCAGCAGGGUGAUCGCCCCCACCAACGCAGAGGUGCUCCCUGUCCUUCCAGAGCCAGAGUCACUGGAGCUGAAAAAACAUUUGAAGCAGGCCCUCGCCAGCAUGAGUCUCAACACCCAGCCGAUCCUCAAUCUGGAGAAAUUCCACGAGGGCCAGGAGAUCCCCCUGCUCUUGGGAAGGCCUUCCAGCGACCUGCAGUCCACCCCUUCCACCGAGUUCAACCCACUCAUCUACGGCAACGAUGUGGACUCCGUGGAUGUCGCCACCAGAGUGGCCAUGGUCCGUUUCUUCAACUCCCCCAACGUGCUGCAGGGCUUUCAGAUGCACACACGUACCCUGCGCCUCUUCCCUCGGCCUGUGGUGGCUUUCCAGGCGGGCUCCUUUCUAGCCUCACGUCCCCGGCAGACUCCUUUCGCUGAGAAACUGGCCAGGACUCAGGCGGUGGAGUACUUUGGGGAAUGGAUCCUCAACCCCACCAACUAUGCCUUUCAGCGCAUUCACAACAACAUGUUUGAUCCGGCCCUGAUCGGCGACAAGCCAAAGUGGUACGCACACCAGCUGCAGCCCAUCCACUACCGUGUCUACGAUGGCAAUUCCCAGCUGGCCGAGGCACUGAGUGUGCCGCCGGAGCGUGACUCUGACUCUGACCCUACCGAUGACAGUGGCAGUGACAGUAUGGAUUACGAUGACUCCAGCUCUUCCUACUCCUCCCUUGGUGACUUUGUCAGUGAAAUGAUGAAAUGUGACAUCAAUGGUGAUACUCCAAGUGUGGACCCUCUGACCCACGCGGCCCUGGGGGACGCCAGUGAGGUGGAGAUUGAGGAGCUGCAGAGCCAGAAGGAGGCGGAGGAGCCCGGCCCCGACAGUGAGAAUUGGCAGGACAACCCCCCGCCGCGCUCCAGCUCCAGCACCACCGCCAGCAGCAGCCCCAGCACCGUCGUCCACGGAGCCAGCUCUGAACCUGCUGAUGCGACAGAGACGGGUGACAAGGUGGCAGCAGGCGUCUCCAAGCCCCCACCUGCCGUGCCCCCCGGCGUUGGCAGACCGAAUGUGGACAGGCGGCAGGCGGAAACCGGAGAGGGGUCAGUGCGCCGGCGCACCUAUGACAAUCCGUACUUCGAGCCCCAGUAUGGCUUUCCCCCUGAGGAAGAGGAUGAUGACCAGGGGGAAAGUUACACUCCCCGAUUCAGCCAGCAUGGCAGUGGCAGUCGGGCUCAGAAGCUGCUGCGGCCCAACAGCCUGAAACUGGCAAGCGACUCAGACGCAGAAUCAGACUCCCGAGCGAGCUCGCCCACCUCCACCGUCUCCAACACCAGCACCGAGGGCUUUGGGGGCAUCAUGUCUUUUGCCAGCAGCCUGUAUCGGAACCACAGUACCAGCUUCAGUCUUUCUAACCUCACGCUGCCCACCAAAGGAGCCCGGGAGAAGACCACGCCCUUCCCUAGCCUCAAAGGAAACCGGAGGGCCUUGGUGGACCAGAAGUCGUCUGUCAUUAGACACAGCCCGACAGUGAAGAGGGAACCUCCGUCACCCCAGGGUCGAUCCAGCAAUUCUAGUGAGAACCAGCAGUUCCUGAAGGAGGUGGUGCACAGCGUGCUGGACGGCCAGGGCGUUGGCUGGCUCAACAUGAAGAAGGUGCGGCGGCUGCUGGAGAGCGAGCAGCUGCGGGUCUUUGUCCUGAGCAAGCUGAAUCGCGCGGUGCAGUCAGAGGACGACGCCCGGCAGGACAUCAUCCCGGAUGUGGAGAUCAGUCGGAAGGUGUACAAGGGAAUGUUAGACCUGCUCAAGUGCACGGUGCUCAGCCUGGAGCAGUCGUACGCCCACGCAGGUCUCGGUGGCAUGGCCAGCAUCUUCGGGCUCCUGGAGAUCGCUCAGACCCACUACUACAGCAAAGAAGCAGACAAGCGGAAGAGGAGUCCAACAGAGAGUGUGAAUACACCGGUGGGCAAGGACGCCGGCCUGGCUGGCCAGGGCGACCCGAAGGCAAUGGCCCAGCUGAGAGUCCCCCAGCUGGGGCCUCGGGCACCAACGGCUGCAGGAAAGGGCCCGAAGGAAGUGGACACCAGAAGUUUAAAGGAAGAGAAUUUUGUAGCAUCUAUUGAAUUGUGGAACAAGCACCGGGAAAUGAAAAACCAAAAAGCUAUGGAAAAACAGAGGCCUGAAGCGGUCAGACCCGUCCUUGACCUUGGUGAGACAGAGGAGAAAAAGUCCCAGGUCAGCGCAGACAGUGGCGUGAGCCUGACGUCAGCUUCCCAGAGGACCGGCCCAGACCCUGUCAUUGGCGUGAGUCCGGCGGUUAUGAUCCGAAGCUCGAGUCAGGAUUCUGAAGUUAGCACCGUGGUGAGUAACAGUUCUGGAGAGACCCUCGGAGCAGACAGUGACUUGAGCAGCAAUGCAGGCGAUGGACCAGGGGGCGAGGGAAGCACCCACUUGACAAGCUCUCGGGGCACUUUGUCUGAUAGUGAAAUUGAGACCAACUCUGCCACCAGUGCCAUCUUUGGUAAAGCCCACAGCUUGAAGCCAAGUGUAAAGGAGAAGCUGGUGGGCAGCCCGGUUCGCUGUUCUGAAGACGUGAGCCAGCGAGUCUAUCUCUACGAGGGACUCCUAGGAAGGGACAAAGGAUCGAUGUGGGACCAGUUAGAGGAUGCUGCUAUGGAGACCUUUUCUAUAAGCAAAGAGCGUUCUACUUUAUGGGACCAAAUGCAGUUCUGGGAAGAUGCGUUCCUCGAUGCCGUGAUGUUGGAGAGAGAAGGGAUGGGUAUGGACCAGGGUCCCCAGGAAAUGAUAGACAGGUACCUGUCACUGGGAGAACAUGACCGGAAGCGCCUCGAGGAUGACGAGGAUCGUUUGCUGGCCACGCUUUUGCACAACCUCAUCUCCUACAUGCUGCUGAUGAAGGUGAACAAGAACGACAUCCGGAAGAAGGUGAGGCGCCUCAUGGGAAAGUCGCACAUUGGGCUCCUGCACAGCCAGCAGAUCAACGAGGUGCUUGACCAGCUGGCGACCCUGAACGGCCGUGACCUCUCUAUCCGGUCCAGUGGCAGCCGGCACAUGAAGAAGCAGACGUUCGUGGUGCAUGCGGGGACAGACACAAAUGGAGAUCUGUUUUUCAUGGAGGUGUGCGACGACUGCGUGGUGCUGCGCAGCCACAUCGGGACCGUGUACGAGCGCUGGUGGUACGAGAAGCUCAUCAACAUGACCUACUGCCCCAAGACCAAGGUGCUGUGCCUGUGGCGCAGAAACGGCUCCGAGACCCAGCUCAACAAGUUCUACACUAAGAAGUGCCGGGAGCUGUACUACUGUGUGAAGGACAGCAUGGAGCGCGCCGCCGCCCGGCAGCAAAGCAUCAAACCUGGGCCUGAACUAGGCGGCGAGUUCCCUGUGCAAGACAUGAAGACCGGCGAGGGUGGCUUGCUGCAGGUCACCCUGGAAGGGAUCAAUCUCAAGUUCAUGCACAACCAGGUUUUCAUAGAGCUGAAUCACAUUAAAAAGUGCAAUACAGUCCGAGGAGUCUUUGUCCUGGAGGAAUUUGUUCCUGAAAUUAAAGAAGUGGUGAGCCACAAGUACAAGACACCAAUGGCCCACGAGAUCUGCUACUCCGUGUUGUGUCUCUUCUCAUACGUCGCUGCAGUUCGCAGCAGUGAGGAAGAUCUCAGAACCCCUCCCCGGCCCGUCUCUAGCUGAUGGAGGGGGUUAAGGCUGCCCUGGCCCCAGGGGACACCCCUUGCCUCUCGCUGUUCCCAACUGCACGGUGCUGCCGGGAUGAGAAGUGGGUGACGUGUGUUAUGUUCUCUGCAAACCCCUCUCCGAGGCUUGGCCGGUCCCUGGUUAAGUGUCUCCGUUGGUGUGUUAGUGUGUCCAUCACAGGGCUAAACGAGUCCUUUCCACCAGUGCCCCCUUGGCUCCCAGAAGACCAGUCUACUGUUCUCAGGGCUCAAGAGUGAGUGAGUGUGUGUGUGAGUGUGCACGUGUGCAGGUGUGUGUGUCUGUCGUUCGUUGGGCCAGUGGCUUCUGAGAACUCUGAGGACAGGCCCGUGAGAGCCCACUGCUUCACGUCUUCGAGACACUUGUGUUGUGGUCCCUUGUCCUUGGCAGUCUGACCCUACAGCUGGGUGCCUGGAGCAGUCCCACUCUGGGGAACAAGGGAAUUUUGAGGCCUGUGCUCCCCGACGAGGGCCAGGCAGGGAGAGGAGGCGGUCAAGGGCGGCCGAGGGAGCGGCCACCGCCCUGCCCCCGCAGUCUCUGGCUAAGCUGGCGGCUCCUCCUGCGGGCCCCAAGCGUCUGUCUGCUGCCCACAGG